Molecule: messenger RNA, 1869 nt
Organism: Fonsecaea multimorphosa CBS 102226
Lineage: Eukaryota; Fungi; Ascomycota; Eurotiomycetes; Chaetothyriales; Herpotrichiellaceae
Exons: 3
Coding region: 1-1869 (622 amino acids)
Biological process (GO): DNA-templated transcription
Molecular function (GO): zinc ion binding; DNA binding
Source: RefSeq, a predicted model, not a curated record
AUGGAAUUGCCGCCCUCCCAUGUCAUUAACUACGCUUUGGAAAGUUAUUCAGAUUCUGUGCAUUGGUUCAUGUUAUUGUUCCAUGAACCAUCCCUGAGAGCUGAGUUACAGGAGCUCACCGCAACGGGCUUUGUCCGCGCGGAUCGAGUCUCUUUUUUGGUCCUUGUUGUAUUGGUUAUUGGCAUCGGUGCAAAGUACUCUACCAAGUCCGAGGCCGAAGGAAUAUGUCCAGGGCUUGACAUGGACCAUCUUGGAAACAAACUCAUCCACAAAGUGGAGGAACGACUUCUUGAUGUCUUCGAUCAAGCUAACAUUGAGGCUGUUCAAAUCUCGAUCCUUCUUUCCUCCUACUAUGCCUACCAUAGUAGACCAAACCGCAGCUUUGCCUUAAUGGGAAGCGCGUUGAAAAUUGCUCAAGCCUUGGGACUGCAACAGGAAUCACACUGGAAGAUGGACGAUCCCACCCUGCGAGAGGUAUGGCGACGGUUGUGCUGGGCACUCUAUACAGCCGAAGUAUUUAGUGCUAUCACCUUUGGUACUCCCUGCAACGUCCAUGAUAGUGAUUGGGACGUUUCUUUUCCUGGCAACAUCGAUGAUACCUCAAUGACUUGCCCCGGAUUCGAUUCCAUGGAAAGCUAUGAGGACGAAACAUUUGGACCGGUUACUAUAGCAUCCUACCAGAGAUACAAGUUUCGACUUUAUCGAAUUGCUUCAGCCAUUACUCGAAACAUCUAUCUCCGGAGUGGGGCAACUCUUUCUGAAGUAGUUGGCGAGAUCAAAGCAAUUAACCAUCGUCUGCUCCAGUGGGAAAAAUGCAUACCGCCGGAAUUGCGACUGAAGUAUUUGAAAUCUAACGGCACUGACAGGACAAGUACGAGGACCGUCCGAACCUUCCAACUUCAGGCCCUUGCGCUCCAACUCUCUUAUGACAAUAUUCAAUUGGUGCUCCACAGGCCCCUGUUAACAAUAAACCGUGUGCCUCGAUGGCCCCGUUUAGGACCGGAAGCAGGCAAUGAUCCUGACCAAAUCAUGGUUCAAACCGUUAACGACGCGAUCGAUCCGAGGAUGAUCAGGACAAGCAAGUACCAAUGCUGGGUUUCUUCGAUGAGAACAUCCAAGAUUGGCGAACACGCUGAGAUUCUCGCCGCUUCCCAGAACACGCAUGGAGCGGCUUAUGCUGGGAUUCAGUCCUUCACAGCUGGUGUUGUCCUAGGCAUCUUCGCGCUAUCCGAUCCCCUCUCAGAUCAGGCUCACCAAGCGAAACGUGCUGUGAGCAGAAUUAUCAAGCUUCCUCGGCUCCACCGGUUCCGCACGACUGUGUCUGACCAAUGUGGUGCGAUUCUGGAAGAGCUUGUUCGAUUGGUCCUUGCGGAGGAGAUGAAAGCUUUGUUGACGGAGGCAGAGUCGUCUGGUCAAGAUUGUGUACAAGAAAAGCUCACGGACGGACGCGUCCCCGUUAAUCAACUUUCUCCCGUUACGGAUUCCUGUGACAAGCAAUCUCCAGUCGACGAAAGCAAUGUACCAUUCCAGGGCGCGAAGCUCUUGGAUGGGAGCACAGAUGCAUUUGAGCUGUUUUCCCACCACAAUGUUGAGCUGCCCCGAGACAUCACAUCUGGAAACUUCAGUGACGCACUUGUUUCUCUACAAGAUGUGUUCCGUGAUGGUCGCACUGGGGUCAACAGCCGCUUAGGAAAUGGCAGUCGACAUCAGGAACAGGUCGGACUGUCAUCGAUAUCUGGGACAUUCCCAUACUCGCAACCUUCCUCGGGCUCUGCUGCUAUGUCAAACGGCAGGUUGACCAAUACUUUUGAUGGGACUUCUCAAGUAUGGAUCUGGGAUGAUUUGCUUUGGCUCCCUGACGGUACUUGA